Dentiscutata erythropus is the source of this 4775-nucleotide messenger RNA. NCBI's taxonomy places the organism in Eukaryota, Fungi, Glomeromycota, Glomeromycetes, Diversisporales, Gigasporaceae. The record is from the annotation of a GenBank genome assembly.
GACUAUACCCAGAAGUUAAUAAACCUAUCGUAACGUAUAAUGAAAUCAAAGUUGAGAGAAGAAUGUCAGACAUUUUAACAUCCGAAAAUCAUUCAGAACGUAUACUUUAUGAUAUCGAUGUAGCUGCUAUUUGGAAGCCUGAUGAUGAAUUGGCUGAUCAUGAUGAUUCCCGAGUUAACACGUAUACUAAAACUAAUGAAAAUCCGUCUUAUGCACAAUUCCCAAGACGUGUUUUCAAACAAGUUACAUACCGUCUGAAACGUAGCUUAGAAGGGCUAAUAAUUUCUACAACUGUUCCACCGGCACUUCUACAAGAAUGUCCUGAGGCAACGAGUGAAUGGCUAAUGCAAUUAUCGCCAGACGGGAGGUAUCUCGCAGUUUUGCAGGAACACAAGAUCGAAAUUCGAACUAGUGAAAGUGGGUUUGAAAAAAAUCAUGCCAUUUACAAUUCAAAACGUGACACUUUUUCUAAGUGGAGACGUCUCGUUUGGAGUUUAGAUUCUAAAAUUAUAGCUGCUACGAGAAGUGAUGGGACAAUUGAAAUCAUCAAUGAGGAUGGACAAUUAGUUUGCAUGAUUAUUUCUAGCUCUAAUGUUAAUUCAGAUAUGGAAAGAGAUUCCCAAGGUGGUCAAAGUUUUUUUCUCGAACCAGUUUCUUUUAUAUCAUUUGUGGAUCCUAAACGCGGAUCAAACAAACCAUUAUAUUAUGAAGGCCAUGUUUACCAAUACGAGUUGAUUGUAAUCACUUAUGAUAGCGUUCUUCGUAGUUAUUUACUUAAUACUAUUGAAUCUGUUACUACUUUGGAUGGUAAUGAAACUAUAUCGCGACGAGCAAAAGUUAACAUUACUUAUUCACGCGAAGGAGCUUAUGAUCCAGGGUUCUUUGUUUUUUAUCACAAAAUUUCUUUUAAACAAUGGCUUUCUACGGUUGUUUGCGGUGCUGUAGUUACUUUAAACGGUUCAUUGCUUUGCCUUGGUGGGAAACCUAACAGUGAAGAUGAAAAUGAUAUAUUCUCACCUUCUGUUAUAUGUUUGAUGUUGUUACCAGAUCGUCCUUUUUAUCGUAAACUCGAGUUAGAAGGAAUGGAAAAUGAAUCUAUAGAAGACAUAUCGGAUUUAAGUCAGAGUACUGUUGAUGAUAAUGGAUUCUUUUCUCGACUAAAAAAUGUGUUUGCAACUUGGCGUAAAGUGAAUAAAAGCUUCACUGAUGAAAUAGUUUACAGUAUGAUACCGUCACCUGAUAAACGAUAUCUAUUAACAUUAGAUUUUUCAGGAACAGUCAGCCUUUGGAAAAUAUCUAUGUCUAAUGGGGUUGCAUGUGACCAAUCGUGGGAUCAAUCUCAUCUAAAUUAUUUUGCUAGGGGAAAAGAAUACCAAAAUUUAUCCUUUGAAGAAUUUCAAGAUGAAAUUUUUGAAAUUGAGAAUGAUGGUGGUGAUGUAUCUGGAGUCCCCGGAUUAGAUAAUGGAAAAAUUUUAUCAAUAGGAUGGUGGACAAGUAAUGCUUUUAUUCUAGGAUUUCAAAAUGGUUCGGUUAUUAUUGCUAGUCUCCCAGAUAUGCGUAAUAUAUUAGGCGACUCUCCUGAAACUUUUAAAUCUUGCUGUGAGAUAACUUGUCAAUGUAAUAAUUAUUUUUUGGUUAUUGAACAUGAAAUCAAAUCAAUUAGAGCUCGUGUUCAUGGUGAUAACAUAAUAUCAUAUUCAAGGGCACAGGAAGAAGGUGAAACGGAAGAUGAUGACUUUGAAGAUUCCACAUCACAAAUGAGUAGAUUGAUAUCUGCAAUUACAAAUUCCUUGCAUUAUAUAACGGACACCUUUUUGUGGCAUUUUGAUAAUGAUUCUUCAACUAUACGUGGUAGAUUUAUUACAAUAUCAAAAAGGACAUUUCGCCUUAAUCGGAUCUCUAAAAUUCAACCUCAAGAUUUACUCUCUCGCAAAAUUAAUGCUCUUGAAUAUGAUGAUGCAUUGGUAAUUGCCAAAAACUAUAACCUUGACACAGAUAUAAUAUAUCAAGCCCGCUGGAAAGAUGCAGAAGUUUCUGAGGCAGCUAUUCACGAUAAUCUCGACAAAAUUCAUGAUAAAGAAUGGGUGUUAUGCGCUUGUUUCGAUAGUAUAACCAAAAAUCCUCAUAUGAUUCGACUUUUGUUAUGCUAUGGAUUGGACCAUACAGAUAUUUUGGAUGAGAUUUUAAAUAAUAAUAAUGUAUCUUCUACUGAUAGUUUGAUCAACAAGAAACUGCGAGAACAUCCUUUGGAAACUGAUUCAGAGGUUCAAAAAUUUUUGAAUAACAUUGAAUUGUCAGAAAAACAAAAAGCUAUUUGCCGAUGUCGGUAUUAUUUCCUAAAGUAUUUAGAUAGGUUAUCUACAUAUGAACGAAUUAUUGAAGAGAAAACUAGACGGGAUAUCGAAAAUGGUUCCAUGGACUCAUCAGAGGAAAAUGGGGGCUGGAUCACAUUCAUAGACUAUAGUACGACAUUUGCCGAUGAUUAUGCAAUAUUUCGCGAUGUGCACAUCGCCGCACAAGCAAUGGAUUUCGCUGCCGAUGAAUUCUUUGAUGGGUUGAGUAUUCUGUUUACACGUCAUGGAAAUGAGAUGUCGCCUUAUCGAUUUACUAUUCUUGAGCAAAUUCCUGAAACGGCUGAUCCUGAUGACUAUGAAUCUUUCUUACCAAGAGUUGGGUCAAAUGAUGGUGCUGAACCCUCAGAAUGUUUAUGGCAUCAAGAACCAUGGAGAGUUUAUGAUUGGGUUGAAAAUCCUAUAUUGAAGAAACAAAUAUUACAAGAGGAGCCAGAGGAAUGGGACUUUGAUGGUAUUUUAAUGAAAUCGGUUCCAUAUCCUGCUUCCUCCUCUUAUAUAACACAGUGGUAUGUUGAUCGUGCACAUAAGAUUGACAGCUCUUCGGGACAAGUAGAUAAAGCCUUAUCUCUCGUCCGCUACGGUAUUAAGAAAAAUGUAAAAAAUUUAGAAACUUUAGAAGAAGAUCUUCAUAUGCUGUCACAACUUGUUUAUAACUGUUAUCCAUCAUCAAACGACAGAAUAACCAUGACAUUGGAUGAAUUUGAAUCUCUAACAGAAGAAGAAAUUAUCAAAACUUUCUUGCGGCAAACUGACGAAACACGAAUUGUAAACGAUGUCAGGCUUUAUAUAAUACCAUUUCUUAAACUUUUACCUGAACGCCGUGCGCGAAAAGCAGAGUUCUCAGAUAAAAAUGAUAAAAAAUAUUUACAUCCAACAGAUUUAUUAUACAAAUAUAUAUUAGAUCUUUCAUCGUCUCAUUUGGAUUGGUGCUGCCUUUUUUUUGAAGCUUCUAAGCCAACAUUAACAGCCGAGGAGCGCGUUAUAACAUCUGAUGAAGACUUAGCUAAGGUAGUGCUUGCUUGUCUAUACGGAAAUACAAGUAUUGAUGAUCUGAAUAUUCAAACGCGUAUUUUUGAAUGUCUUCCAACUCUUGAUUCGGACUCUUCAGAAACCAAUGUUACCCAUUCAGACUCUGGUGUAGAUAUUAAUUUAUUGCAAACAUAUACACCUCAUGAUUUUCUACUUAUAUUUAAGACAAAGGACAAAAAACAACUUCAAAAAAUUAUUAAUUCGCUCGAAAUUCAUAUAAACGCUGCAAAAAUCCUUGCACGCUACAAUAACACAAUAUCUUUACGGUGGUUCCUUCAAAGUGCAAAAAAUUAUACUAUGCAAAAACAAUUAUGUAUUCAAUUAACAAGAAGAGUAAGUAAUGAUUCUGAAAUUGAUGGGGAGCACUUUGAAAAUGACAAUGAGUGGAUUCAAUUGUUAGAAGAAAUGAAGAUGUUACAGGGAGAUGGUAAAGGUGUCUUAGGAGAAAUAUCUAUUGAAGGAAUUUAUGAAUAUUUCAUAUCUGGACUUUUGAGCUGUGGAAAAUUUAGAUUGGCACGUGAAAUCCUUUUACCAACCGAUAAACCACAUCCUUUAGAAAUGGAUAAGGCAGAAAAACUAGUUAUCAAUGCAUCUAGAGAAUUUUUCGAUAACGCAGCGUCAGGAAAUAUGAAUCAUGGUUACAUGAAAAUGGCAUAUGAAUGCCUCCAAAUAUUACCGAUAUCGGACACUAUAACAUCAGAACUUGAAUUUAUUGAGGCGACACAUACGUUGUCAGAAAAGAAAAUUGGCUAUCAACCUGGAGUACCAAUACAUCCAAUGCAAUUACGCCUUUCAUCAAAUCGAUUGGACUUUAUAGAUCGUUUGUUAAGCACAUAUGAAGAUGCUUACCUUGACCCAAAAUCAAUUAUAAAGCUUUCAAAGAAGCUCGGUUAUCAAAAGGACAAAGUUGUUGAAGUUAAAGUAAUGGCCAUGCUCGCAGAUGCUGCAUUACGUGAUAAUAAUUUUACCACUGCAUAUAGCACGUGUAUCGAUUUAGUGAAUGUUGUCAAGACUUUUGCGAGUGGUAAUAAAAGUGGCAAUAAAAAUGAGAAUCUAACUUCAGCGAAGGAUGUUGCCUGGAGAAUAUGUUAUGAGAUUGCCAAACAGGAAAAUUAUCAAGAUUUGGAACAGCAAAUGACACUGAUGGGAUAUGCUUUAUCAUUGUGUCCAAGUGAUCAAAUUACCGAUAUUUUAAAUUUAUGGAGAAAAUUAGAAGAACAAAGAUCAGCUCGAGCUCUUGAGACCAAAACGAAUUUAAUGGAAAAAUCUGUAUCAGAAAAAAUCAAGCCAGCUGUAGAACGCGUCGAAUCUGUUUUAAUGACGCCAUUGCUUCAAGGGGAUCGUCUCAAAAAUUUGGUCAGCAGUUGGUUAGGGUCUGGAUUUUCAACUUAA